AUGGAUGAUAACCUAUACUUAACUACUUAUGAGGCUGCAUUGGCUGUUGUAGCUACGGCUAUGAAGAAGGCUCGUUUACGGAUAGACGUGUUGAUCAUCAACUCAUUAAUGGGAGGAAUGCUAUUUACAACUGGAGGAAUGCUCUAUGAUUUGGUACGAGCAGGUUUCUCAGGAAUAAAUGAAACUGACCCAGGUAUCAUAAAUUUGCUCCAGGGGUUGUGCUACCCUCUUGGGUUAUUCUACGUGGUUAUUCUAGGGGUUGAUUUGUUCAACUCUAAUAUAUUAUUUUUCAGCACUGCUUUAUGUCGAGGAGCAAUUUCCUUUCUAGACUUAUUUAUUAGUUGGUUUGUUAGUUGGUGGUUUAAUCUUGUUGGAAACAUCUUUGUCUGUUAUAUAAUUUGCUACUAUUCGGAUGUUGCACGAACUCCGUUGAUGGUAGUCGGAUCAGUUGAAGUGACAGUCCAAAAAGCAGAGGCUACGUUCGUUGAGACUCUCUUAAAGGCUAUAGCAGGAAACUUUUAUGUGUGCUUGGCAAUAUUUCUACAGUUAAUGGCAAAACCCUUACACGUCAAGUUUUUGAUGAUGUUGUUACCAGUUUUCACAUUUGUGGCCAUGGGGUUUACCCACCUGGUGGCUGACAUGUUUUUGGUGACAAUGGGAUUGAUAAACGGUGCACCAGUAUCGGUAGGAGAAGUUGCAUGGAAAGUGUUUUUGCCUGGAGCGAUAGGAAACAUUAUUGGAGGUUCAUUCUUUGGAGUUGUUAUAACUUGGUAUUUGCAUAUUUAUGUUGUCGAAAGAGAUAGAGCUGCCUUGAAUUUGCCACAAUACGAAUUGAGAGACGAACAACCAGAAUUGAAUCAAGACUCAAGAGUUGUGCGCAAAAAGAAUUCAAGGAUGGAGGAUGAAAUGGCAGACGCCAGCAAGCUCAAUGAUAGUGAAGAGUCAGAGCUAAUCCAACCACCCGAAGAUUUUUACCCUACUCCAGUUUAUGACGAAACGAGUAUUCAGCUGUAUAAAUUGACACACAGAAAGACCAGAGACAGUAUUUCGUCUUUGCGAACAACACGGAGAUCUCCUAAAAAUGUGUUUCCAGUGUAUGGUAUGGGUGCACCUUUAAAGCGAGAAAGAACAAUAGCAGGUGAGAUAUCAACACCGGCUGAACCAAUGGACGAAAAAUCAGAAGAAGAGGCCGAGUAUAUUGGAACAAGGUUAAGGAAAGCAAUUUCCAACAGAUCAAAAAUGCUGGAUUUGGAAGCCAACAAAUCACAUUCAAAUAAUGGAUCUCGUCGACCAACACCGAGAUCUUCAUUUAGUGGCAGAUCAAGCAAUGUAGGCAUCAGCAAGUUAAGCGGGGGACCGGAUCCCACAGAUUCGAAUAUUGAUCUAGCAGAUAUAAGGGAGUAA
This is a messenger RNA of Candida dubliniensis CD36, 1404 nucleotides long. RefSeq lists its product as uncharacterized. Lineage: Eukaryota; Fungi; Ascomycota; Pichiomycetes; Serinales; Debaryomycetaceae. Gene Ontology annotation, molecular function: high-affinity secondary active nitrite transmembrane transporter activity. Gene Ontology annotation, biological process: transmembrane transport; nitrite transport. The transcript has a single exon. Bases 1 to 1404 code for a protein of 467 amino acids. Gene Ontology annotation, cellular component: membrane. The record is from RefSeq and is a predicted model, not a curated record.